Molecule: messenger RNA, 795 nt
Organism: Yamadazyma jaroonii
Lineage: Eukaryota; Fungi; Ascomycota; Pichiomycetes; Serinales; Debaryomycetaceae
Source: the annotation of a GenBank genome assembly
AUGAAGUUACUUAACAUAUUGAUUAAUACCUUGUUGAUAGUACCAUUGGUGAAAUCAUUCGACUGCUCAGUAGAAGAGUUGAAGAAGUACAAUUUUGAAAAGAUAAAAGGUACGCAUACCAUCAAAGUGGAAAAAGAUACGCCACCAAGUAAGACAGAGAUUACCUGGAAUAUAGGUGUAUGUGAAGAUAUCAAGGAUGUGGAUGAAUGUAAGGACAGUCAAUUAUGUGGAUUGACUAAAGUGACAGUCGAUAAAACUAGCAUGAUUUCUGAAAUCAUUAAGGUCGAUAGUAAAAACUCCAUCAAAAUUUUGAAAAAUAGUGGUAAACUGAAUAAUGAGAAUGGUGUGUUAGUCAGUUAUGAAGACUUUAAAUGGGGUGAUGAAACCAUCAAGUCUGAAUUGAAAUUCAUUUGUCCUUCAAAAGGUGACGAGGAUAAAUUGGACGAAUUUGUUAUAGAUAAAUGGGAUAACAAGAAUUUAAAAUUAUCAAUGAAGACAAAAUCUGCUUGUAUUUCCAAGAAAUCUGGUCAUAAAGAUAAUAAGCAUGAAGAUACUGGUGAUAGCUGGGGUUGGUUCACAUGGAUUUUCAUCUUUUUUGUUUUAUUCUUAAGUAUUUAUAUUAUCGGUGGUGCCUGGUUUCAAUAUAAUAAAGGAAAUUCAAUUGAUUUCCAAACCGCAUUGAAAGAAGUUGUUGAAAAUUUCGUAGAAGUUGUUAAAGGUUUACCUAUCUUCAUCAAAGAAAUCGUUGAAAAGUUCACCGGUAAUUCUAAUAGAGGUGAAUAUAGCGCAGUUUAA